Messenger RNA from Paramisgurnus dabryanus, 5289 nucleotides. RefSeq names its product sp1 transcription factor (gene sp1). Gene Ontology annotation, molecular function: DNA-binding transcription factor activity, RNA polymerase II-specific; RNA polymerase II cis-regulatory region sequence-specific DNA binding. NCBI's taxonomy places the organism in Eukaryota, Metazoa, Chordata, Actinopteri, Cypriniformes, Cobitidae. Gene Ontology annotation, biological process: regulation of transcription by RNA polymerase II. The record is from RefSeq and is a predicted model, not a curated record.
GAGUCCCUCCCUUCUGUUCGUCAAGUUUGGUUGCGUUGUGUAAGAGUUCAUGCUAGUCUACAGGACGCGUGAAAAACUCGCGCCUUCACACAUUAUGAGCGAUCAACAGCAUGAUGAAAUGGCCGCGCUGGUGGAAAACGACACGAGCUUCAUUCAGAAGAGAAACUCCAGCAGUUCAGCAUUAGACUCACAGCAGCCGUCACCUUUAGCCAUGUUGGCAGCCACCUGCAGCCGGAUUGAUGAAAGUGAUGCAGUGGAACAGCAGCAACAAAUGGAUCUCCAGCAGGCCCAUCUAUCUCAGACCAGUAAUGGCUGGCACAUCGUCCCGACCAGCACUCAGACUGUCAUCAGCUCCAGUAGCACAACUCCACACACAGGAGAUGAUAAAGGUCGACAAACGACAUCCACAAGCACUGCAGUUCAGCAACAGCAGUAUGUAAUGGCAUCCUCGCAAAACCUUCAAGGUCAGCAGUUGCUCACGACCCUCUCUGGGGUCAUGCCAAAUAUCCAGUAUCAGGUGAUCCCACAGUUUCAGACUGUGGAUGGGCAACAGCUCCAGUUUACACAGACAACUCAGGAUGUGUCAGCCGCAACAGCGGGGCAGUUUCAGCUCGUGUCCUCGCCCAACGGCGGCCAACAGCUCAUUGCUGCCUCCACCAACCGAGCCGCUGGUGCUGGUAACAUAUUAACUGUUCCAGGUCUGUUUCAACAAGCCAUACCUCUGCAGAACAUCAGUCUGGGUAAUGCUGUGCUGCCCGGGCAGACGCAGUUUCUUACCAACAUGCCUGUCCCGUUGAAUGCUAACAUCACUCUUCUCCCAGUUGGUUCUGGUACUUCUGCUGGUGCCGGAGUUGAUGUGAGCUCAGGAGGAACGUUAGGAACUUCUCAGCUGUUUCAGAACGUAACGUCUUCGGGCCAGGUGGAGUACUGCCCUACUAGCAGCACACAGACAACCACAUCAUGUGGUGUUACGCUAACUCAGAGCAGUAAAGGUGAAAUGGGAAAAAGCUUUCAGAAUGAUAACAGAGAAGGACAGAAGGCCAGUCAAACUCAAAUUGUCAUACAACCGCAGCAGGUCCUGCAAGCCGUUCCGCCCAGCGCCGUCUCAGCUGGCGGUCAGGUGUUCGCAACGCAAACGCUGUCUCAGGAUGGAGUGCAGAACGUUCAGAUCCAGACCAUUGCAAACGGUAGCCCCAUCCUGAUCCGUACCGUAGGUCCAAAUGGUCAGAUCAGCUGGCAGACCCUUCAGCUGCAAAGCCCUGCUAAUACACAGAUCACACUGGCGCCAAUGCCUGCAGCUGGUACAGCAGGAACCAUGCAGCUGUCCGGCCUUCAGACCAUUAACCUGAACACGCUUGGCAACACAGGGCUGCAGAUGCAUCAGCUGCAGGGCGUUCCCAUCACAAUCACCAACAAUACAGGUGAUGCGGGUGGAGAUGCUCUGGAGGACAACGGCAGUGUAAUGGAUGAGAAUGCUGAGAGCAGUCCAACACCAGCCAGCAGACGCACACGAAGGGAAGCAUGCACCUGCCCCUACUGCAAAGAUGGAGAGGGACGCAGUGACCCAAGUAAGAAAAAGCAGCACAUCUGCCAUAUUCCUGGAUGUGGGAAGGUAUAUGGGAAAACGUCUCAUCUGCGGGCACACUUGCGCUGGCACACUGGAGAAAGACCCUUCGUUUGCUCCUGGUCCUUCUGUGGGAAACGCUUCACACGAUCUGAUGAGCUGCAGCGACACAAGAGAACACAUACAGGUGAAAAGAAGUUCUCAUGCCCGGAGUGUCCCAAGCGUUUCAUGCGAAGUGACCACCUGUCCAAACACAUCAAGACCCAUUUGAAUAAGAAAACUUCAGCUGGAGCUGUGAAUAAUAACGACAGCACUCUUUCAGCUGCAGCCAGCUCUGACGGCUGUGAUACCGGCGACGUGUCGAGCCAGCAGCAAACUCUCUUAACCAUGGACACGUCUUCAGAUGGGUUUGGCCGUUUAGCGCCCGGCAGCAUCAAUGUCAUGCAGGUCACAGAUCUUCACUCCAUUAAUCUGAAUAGCAAUGGCUAUUAAUGAACAUUGGCUGGCUACAGUGUAUUGAGUAUUCACUUACAUGACCAGGAAGUGAAUGCAUUGUAAAGCCCAUGACGCAUGCUUUCACUGAGGUAGUUUGAGGUGUGAUAGCAUCUAAAAGGUGCUUGUUUACCUCAUCUUCUUUUGUUUUGCAUCCCUUCCUUGUAUAUUGUAUAAAGUCAUUUGGGAUCUUUUUAUUAAUUCUUUAAGCUGAACUUGUAGGGUAUUACAUGGCAUCACGGUAAUUCACUUGCUGUUCAGGAAAAGGAUACAGUGCGUUAAAAGUGAACAACAUAAGCACCGAAAGUUUAAAAGCUGUGGGAAACUGAUAUCAUAGUUGUCUUUUUUUAGUCUUUAUUAGUGUACUCACAAGCCAUCAUCUUUAUGUGCAUUAAUCACAGAAAAAAACUACAGAUUUGAUACAGUUUGCUUUUUGUACAUAAGUUAUAUUUUUUCUAAGCAUAAAAACUGCAAAUUCUGAAAUGAUCUUUGUUUUGUGGAUGUAUGAAUUGUGCAGUCUUAAGCGUUGCCAUUUUAUAAUAUGUAUAUGGUCCAUAACUUGCUUUGUUUCCUUUGUCUUUCUAUACAAUACACUUUUAAGUUACAGUGAAUAAUGAUGUAUGUGCCAGUUUUCUUGGUUCCUUAAGCAGUCUUAAGCAGUCAUUUUAAUUUAUCAGAAAAGUUGUUUUUCCAUUCAGUUAUAAUUGGUUAAAACCAAAAGCCUUAAUAUCUGCAUUAGAGGGGGAUUUUCCAUGAAUCUAAUGAGUAAUAACCAAAGCUUUACACUUUUCCUAUGUGAACUCAGGUGAAUGUUACUCUUGGUGUUAAGCACUCAUCAUGAUUAAAUUAAGAUGAACUACAUGAAGACCCUCAAUAGUUGUUAUUUAAUGUCUCUACUUUGGUUAAAUGGUCUUUCAAAUUUUCCUUAACAUGCUGCAAUGCUGUUUUAAAAUAAAAUGACCACUACAUAUCGAGAUUGUUUCAUCACACCAUUAGCGUUUAUAUGCCAACAAACACUACGUGGCUGUUGCAGAAUGUAAAAAAAAAUUUAUUUGUUGUUUGGGUAGUGCUUUUACAUAGAGUACACAUCCGUGAAGGGGUCUUCGUAAAGUCUUUGGUUGAGUCAUCACUUUUUUUUAACAGUAGUACGUGCAUGCAAUUCUUUUGUAUUUAUGUUUGAUACCAAGAUAGUACAGAGCCAUUGCAAAGCAUUGAAAUCAAAUAAUACAUUAAAACUGCAUGUAUGUUAAAGUGUAAACAAUCAAAACACCUUUAAUUUUGCAGUUAUUUCAAUAGCACUUUUGACAAUGUUUGUAGUUACAAAGCAGCUGUACAAAAAUCAUUUUAGCAGAGGGAAAUAGGAAGAAUAAAACGAUAUAAAAUAUCAUAAAAAUGGGCAUAUGCAUUUAAACAUAGAACAUCGUACUGUACAUCACACAGCAGAUACCAGCCAAAUCAGACAUUGCUCUUAAAAACUUCCAAGUUUGCAAAAAUCGCUGCAAAAAGUGAAGACGGGCCAUAUCAACAUGGUUUCUCCCAGAAAACGAUGCACUUGAAAAUAUGUGGGUAAAUAUCAGUGAACUAUUUUGUUGUUACUGACAAGUUUGGGGACUGAGGGUAAACCACCACUAGUCAAAAUGGUGUGCCACAGAGCCCUUUUGCCACACGUUUGUGGCUAUGUUGACAGUUUUGCCCAAACCAAUUGGCCAACAACUUUGAAUGUGCUCAAAAUGUCAUGAAAUUUGGCAGAGACAUCCGAGUCUUAAAGGUGCCAUAGAAAUGAAAAACGAUUUACUUAGGCAAAGAUGUAUAAUUAGAGCUGUGUACAUGGUAACGACAUAUCGUGAUCCUCAAAUGUGUUUGUUUCCUAAUUUUUAUGUAAACCUCGCGCAUAGGCAAAAAACAUAACACAGACUGUGACAUCACAGUCAAGAUGUAUGCCCCAACAUUAAAUUACACAUUAAAUUAAUUACAAAAUUGUUAAAAUGCUAAAAACGAAGUUGUGACUGCUGAGUUUGCGCUACAUUCUAAUUAAUGCUAUAUGCCAGGGCUAUUCAAAUCUUACCCUGGAGGUCCGGAGCACUGCAGAGUUUAGCUCCAACCCUAAUCAAACCUAACCACCUGUGAUUGUCUAGUGAUCAUGAAGACCUUGAUCAGCUUGCUCAGGUGUGUUUGAUUAGGGUUGGAGCUAAAAUCUGCAGUGCUCCGGCCCUCCAGGGUAAGAUUUGAAUAGCCCUGCUAUAUGCUAGUAUUUAGGCUGAAGUUCUACUAUUGACGUUACAGUUAUGUUUUGCAGGUCUUUACUGAAAAAACACAAACUUACCACUCAGAAACGUCCAUUAAUAAUCUCCAAACAGUUGACUAUUGCUUAAAAUCUGUAUGUUUUAUCUGAUACAGGCUCAAACAUAGAGGGGCAGUUUCCCGGACAGGGUUUUGAUGAAUCCAUGACUAGGCCUUAGUUAUAUUAGGACAUUUAGGUAGUUUUUACAAACAUACUAUACAAAAACAAUACUGGUUUCAUCUUAAGAGAAAACAAUGGCUCGGAUAUAUAUGUUGAGAUGUCAGUACAAAAUAUUUUAAAUUAAGGCAGCUCAAACAUGCAUGUCUGGGAUUCGGAUAAACCCUGUCCAGAAAACCGCCCCUUAAGAGGUCUGUUUAGGAAUGUGAGCUACCGGCAUGAGCCUCAGAGCAGAGCUCAACAUUAUUAUUUAUGACCAGGGGUUCAAUUGGGGUCAGUUAUGUGUGGGGGGGCUCUGUGUGGUGGGGUUUUCGAGAGGGUAACAUGUUUAAUACUGAUGACAGCAAAGCCACUAGUGUGUUUCAAUGACAUUCUGGCCCUUUGAUAUCAUAAGUUUCAGCUUUGAAGCUGUGCCAGAGGUUGACCCAAAAUGUUUUUAAAAGAGUGUCUGAACUGUAAAUGAGGCAAAUCUAUGAGUGUGACACCCUAUAUCCAUUUGUUGCCUGUGUCAUUAUUAGGGAUGCACCGAAUCCAGAUUUUUGGGUUAAAUUGGGUUAAAAAAAAUACACAAGUUUUUAUUCAUUUAAUUCCCAUUCAGACAAGUUAUACAGCUAAAACCAACCAGCCUGACCCGCUAAAACCAGCCUGACCUGCUUAAUUCAGCUAAGACCAGCCAGCCUGACUAACUUAAACCAGACUGACCAGCUAAGAUCAGCCAUCCUGACCAGAAUUAACCUGCUACGUCCAGCACCAGCACCUGCAAUUCAAAGCUUUU